This is a messenger RNA of Endocarpon pusillum Z07020, 1692 nucleotides long. RefSeq lists its product as uncharacterized. The transcript has a single exon. Gene Ontology annotation, molecular function: DNA binding; zinc ion binding. The coding region runs from base 1 to 1692 and encodes 563 amino acids. NCBI's taxonomy places the organism in Eukaryota, Fungi, Ascomycota, Eurotiomycetes, Verrucariales, Verrucariaceae. Gene Ontology annotation, cellular component: nucleus. Gene Ontology annotation, biological process: DNA-templated transcription. The record is from RefSeq and is a predicted model, not a curated record.
AUGUGUCGAGAACCACAGCCAUUUGACCAGACUGAGUCUGUCCUAGAGGACUACGCCAACCUGCGGGGACCUUCAUUAUUGAAGGCCACACUCGGCCUACAGAAUCAUCGCCACGCCAGGUACAUCGGGGCCACUGCCGAAUAUGAACCAGCUCUCCUCGACCUGAGGUUGUACGAUGAUUCCAAAGGCGAAAGCCCUGCCGGCAAAGGGUCGUUUCGAAGGAUCAGUGAGGUUGAUCACUUUUGGCAGCUCCUGGAAGAUCCUGAGGACAAGAAAAGAGACGUUGAAACAUUGGAUACCAUCGAGAAUAUCGUAGCUCCUCAUGGAGAGGCACUCGUCAAGAUCUACUUCCGGAUCAUUCAUCCAAGUUUUCCAAUUCUACACAAAAGGGUCUUUCUGGAAAAGUACGGGCGGACACAUCGAGAAUUCUCACCACCCCUGCUUGCCGCGGUCUAUUUACUAGCUCUCAAUUGGUGGUCGUACAGCCCCGACCUGGUCGAAAUGCACAAGCCCGAGGUGGCCAAGCUGGAAGACUUGGCUAUUCGCGGUCUUCAAGAGGUCGCUCAAAGGGCAAAGCUUUCUACAGUGCAAGCGGGCUUAUUACUUCUGCAACGGCCGCGCCAGGAUUACUCGUGGAUGCUGACUGCGCAGCUUGUUGCAAUUGGUCAAGAUCUAGGAUUGCAUCUUGAUUGCAGUACAUGGCGAAUACCGUCAUGGGAGAAAGGUCUUCGGAAAAGACUAGGCUGGGCGUUAUUCAUGCAGGAUAUUUGGUCUGCUUUGGUAUAUGGCCGGCCGCCUCACAUUUCCUCCUCCAACUGGGCCGUGCAGGAAGUCACCGGAAGCGAUUUCCCGGAGAGCGCAGCUGAUGAGGACGAGGAGGACGGCAGCUCAGAGGUCGAAAAGGGACGUACACUCUUUAGCGCAAUGAUUGUCCUCUCGAAGAUGUUGUCUGAUAUCCUUGAGGCUUUAUAUUCGCAGAAAGCCGAAGCCGAAAUCCGUUUGGCGGUUGACACAACCAAAUAUGUGCUUGAGAGGGCGAAACCUAUUCAGCUCAAGCUGCGAGCUUGGUAUGCAGACAUGCCGGAGUGUCUUCGCAUGGACAGUCUGAAGGCGAGAAGACUUUCCUCCCAAGGUUAUCUCCAUCUAGCUUACUUCGCUCUUGAAAUAACACUGCAUCGGCGAAUUAUUCGAUCUCUGUCGUCAAACACUGAUCCGUACCUUACUCAAGUCUGCAGAUCAGCAGCCAAAGCCCGGCUUGUGAGCGCUCUGGACUUCUUCAACCGCUUGAAGCCAGAGCAUCUACAGUCUUUCUGGUAUUUCGCUUCCAAGGUGAACUUUGCCAUGAUCGGUGCCUUCAACGGCUUAUUAUGGGUCACGGCAAUCACUUCAGAGGAGGUCGAAGUCUAUCAGCGCCGCCUGCAGGAGUAUCGCUGGACACUGCGCGUCUCGAGUAAGAGCGCAGAGUUUCUUGAGAUUGCCAGCGGAAUUCUUGAAUCUGCUGUAGGGACACUUUUGAAGGCUGCAGAUACCAAUGCUGCCCUACGCCCCCUUCCAUCUUCAGUGGCUGGGACAGCCCAAUUUACGAGCGAAGGUGCAGCAAUGGAAGGAUUCUUUGCCGGUGCAGAAAGUGGCGUAUUCGACAUGGUUAUAGAAAGCUACAAUGUCAACACUGACCUAUCUACCCCGGUUUAG